AUGGCAACUUUAAUUCAACCUCCUUAUAGAAUUAAACCAAAAGGAAAGCAUUAUUAUGCCAUUGGAAAAUUAGAAAAAAUAUUGUUUGAGAUUGAUAUGAAGUAUGUUCCAAUCAAACUCAUAGGCAGAGGAGGAUAUGGUGUGGUAUGUUCAUCCAUUAAUAAGGACACCAAUGAGAAAGUUGCAAUUAAGAAAAUUUGCAAUGUAUUUGAUAAUUGUGGUGAUUCAAUUGGAACUUUAAGAGAGAUGAAGAUACUUAGAUAUAUUCAACAUGAAAAUGUGAUCACCUUAAAAGAUAUUAUGAUGCCACCCACAUUUCAAAGAACAAGUUUUAAAGAUGUCUAUUUAGUUUAUGAACUAAUGGAUACUGAUCUUCAUCAAAUUAUCAAGUCAUCUCAAAUACUUUCUAAUGAUCAUUGCAAAUAUUUUUUAUUUCAGCUACUUCAAGGUCUUAAUUAUCUUCACUCUGCAAAUAUUCUUCAUCGAGACUUGAAACCCAAAAAUCUACUUGUCAAUAAAAAUUUUGAUUUGAAGAUAUGUGACUUUGGAUUUGCUCGGACCAAUGGAGUUGGUGAUGAGUCAAUGACAGAUUAUGUGGUCACACGAUGGUAUCGUGCUCCAGAGCUUUUACUAAGCAGUAACAAUUAUGGAGCCUCAAUUGAUAUGUGGUCUGUAGGAUGUAUUUUUGCUGAAAUUCUUGGUAGAAAGCCAAUUUUUCAAGGAACCGACAUCUUAAACCAACUUAAACUAAUUGUAAGCAUUCUUGGGAGUCCAAGUGAAUAUGAUCUCGAGUUUAUUGAAAAUCCAAAAGCUAUGAUUUUUAUCAAAUCACUUCCAUUUACAAAGGGAACACACUUCUCUCAGCUAUUCCCACAAGCAGAUUCGUUAGCCAUAGAUUUGUUGCAAAAUAUGCUCACGUUUGAUCCAACAAAAAGAAUAACUGUAUCAGAAGCACUCCAACAUCCAUAUAUGGCUGGUCUUUAUGAUCCAAGGUGUAACCUUCCUGCUCGAGCUCCUAUCAAUCUUGACAUAAAUGAAAAUUGGGACGAGGAUAGGAUUAGAGAAAUGAUGUGGAAUGAGAUGCUACAUUAUCAUCCAGAAGCUGCUUUAGCUAAUGUUUAG
Messenger RNA from Vicia villosa (hairy vetch), 1122 nucleotides. Its product is annotated as mitogen-activated protein kinase 7-like. Gene Ontology annotation, biological process: protein phosphorylation; intracellular signal transduction. The transcript is spliced from 2 exons. NCBI's taxonomy places the organism in Eukaryota, Viridiplantae, Streptophyta, Magnoliopsida, Fabales, Fabaceae. The record is from RefSeq and is a predicted model, not a curated record. Gene Ontology annotation, molecular function: MAP kinase activity; ATP binding. The coding region runs from base 1 to 1122 and encodes 373 amino acids. Gene Ontology annotation, cellular component: nucleus; cytoplasm.